GGUAAUAGCAUGGACAGUGAAGGAAAAAGAAAGAAAGUAUAUAUCUCCUCUCACGGACCCCACGGCCUUGUCUCAAUAUCCGUGUCUCCAUGCGAUUCCGCACGUGACUACCUCUUUUACAAAACCCUCCUCCAAUUCCAUCUCGCCACGUGUCCUUUACCUUCCACAAAUGAUGACUACCAAAUCAACCGCUAUCAUACACUCUCACACACUUCAAAGCAACGUAGAUAUUUCCAUUUCCAUUUCCAUUUUCAACUCCAAUUCUCGCGAGAUUCAAUCUCGCACUCACACUUCACCGAUUCAUCAAAGAAGAAAGUGUGAGUGGAUCGACAAAGAUGAGUCACAGCAUCUUUCAUCAAACUUUGCUUUGUCAAACGCAAUCGGUUGCUGAGCAUCAAAGUAAGCUUAAUUCUCGUGGAGGUACUGCCAAUACUUUAUUCCAAUCGCAGAGUGUUGAUAAAGAAAAGAAGCUUUUGCUUUCUACAAAUUUUCGCGGGAAUAAGUUGUUUGUUAGAAAACGGAAAGUUGUUAUGGGAAGGAAUCAAGCUAUUCCGCGCGCUGUGUUAACUUCGAAUGCAGGUUCUCAGCUUUCGGAGAAGUUCAACCUCGAUGGAAAUAUUGAAUUGCAGGUCAGUGUUGGUUCUUCAGGAUCAGGAGCCGCAACACAAGUAGAUGUUCAGCUUUCAAAUACUAGUGGCCCUUUUGUUUUACAUUGGGGAAUUAUAUGUCAAAGUCAAGGGAAGUGGGUACUUCCUUCUCGUCACCCAGAUGGAACUCAAGUUUAUAAGAAUAGAGCUCUCAGAACUCCUUUUGUUAAAUCUGGGUCAGGAUCCUUACUUAGGAUAGAAAUUGACGAUCCUGCCGCACAAGCCAUCGAGUUCCUUAUAAUUGACGAAGCUCAGAAUAAGUGGUAUAAAAACCAUGGCGACAACUUUCACAUCAAGUUACCAGUAAAAGAUAAGCUAGUUCAGCAAGUUUCAGUUCCUGAAGACCUUGUACAAAUUCAAGCAUAUAUUAGGUGGGAACGAAAGGGUAAGCAGUCAUACAACCCAGAGCAAGAGAAGGAGGAAUAUGAAGCGGCUCGACGUGAAUUACUGGAGGAAGUAUCUAGGGGUACUUCUAUACAAGACAUUCGUGCAAGGUUGACUAAUAAAGCUAGCGAGGGUGAAGUAAAGGAGCCUAACAAAGCUAAUGCUGCUGAAGUAAAUAAGCCUUCUGCUUCAAAAACAAAGACCAUCCCUGAGGAACUUGUACAGAUUCAAGCUUUUAUACGCUGGGAAAAAUCUGGGAAGCCUAAUUAUUCUCCAGAACAACAACUUAUUGAAUUUGAGGAAGCAAGAAAAGAGUUGCAAGCUGAGCUUGAGAAGGGUGCCUCUGUGGAUGAGAUACAAAAGAAGAUUACCAAAGGAGAGAUACAAACCAAAGUUUCCAAGCAAUUGAAAACCCAAAAAUACUUUCGCUCUGAACGAAUACAACGGAAAAAGAGAGAUCUGACGCAGCUUAUCAACAAAAAUGCCGCUGAAAACAUAGACCAACAAAUUGUAGAUGCAUACCAACAAUCUAUAGAUGCUCCAAAGACUUUGACAGUAAUUGAAAGAUAUGCCAAGGCAAGGGAGGAAUUUGAUACGGGUAGUGUUUUGAAUAGAAAAAUAUACAAGCUUGCUAAUAAUGAUCUAUUGGUCCUCAUUACCAAAGAUGGUGGUAAGAUAAAGGUUCACCUGGCUACAGACUACAAAAUACCUGUUACACUUCACUGGGCCUUAUCUAGAACAACACCUGGAGAGUGGUUGGAACCACCGGCAGGUUCUAUACCCCCUGGGUCUGUUAUUAUGGAUAAGGCUGUAGAAACACCUUUUAAAGCCGGUUCUUCAUCUGAUCCUUCUUCUGAGGUCCAGUCUUUAGAUAUAGAGGUCAAUGAUGAAACAUUUGGAGGAUUAACUUUUGUCAUUCUAUCAGACGGACAGUGGUUAAAGAACAACGGAUCAGAUUUUUCUAUUGAAUUUGGUGGGAAGAAGCAGAUACAAAAGGAUGUUGGUGAUGGCAAAGGUACAGCUAAGUCCUUGCUGGAUAAAAUAGCAGAAGUGGAAAGUGAGGCACAAAAGUCCUUUAUGCAUAGAUUUAAUAUUGCAGCGGAUUUGAUAGAUCAGGCCAAAAAUGGUGGUCAAUUGGGUCUUGCGGGUAUUUUGGUGUGGAUGAGAUUUAUGGCUACGAGACAGCUCAUAUGGAACAAAAAUUACAACGUGAAGCCACGUGAGAUAAGUAAAGCCCAGGAUAGGCUUACAGAGUUGCUCCAGAAUGUUUAUGCAAGUUAUCCACAGUACAGGGAAGUUGUGAGGAUGAUCCUUUCUACUGUUGGUCGUGGAGGUGAAGGUGAUGUGGGACAGCGUAUUCGAGACGAAAUCCUUGUCAUCCAGAGUAAAAAUCAUUGCAAGGGUGGAAUGAUGGAGGAAUGGCACCAAAAGUUACACAAUAAUACUAGUCCUGAUGAUGUUGUAAUCUGUCAGGCACUAAUUGAUUAUAUAAGUAGCGACUUUGAUAUUUCUGUUUAUUGGAAAACAUUGAAUGACAAUGGAAUAACAAAAGAACGUCUUCUGAGUUAUGACCGUGCCAUCCGUAACGAACCCAAUUUUAGUAGAGAUCAGAAGGAAGGUCUUUUGCGAGAUCUGGGACACUACAUGAGGACAUUGAAGGCAGUUCAUUCAGGUGCAGAUCUUGAAUCAGCUAUUACAAACUGCUUAGGCUACAAAUCUGAGGGUCAGGGCUUCAUGGUUGGGGUGCAGAUAAAUCCAGUGCCUGGUUUGCCAUCUGGUUUUACUGAAUUAGCUCAGUUUGUCAUGGAACAUGUUGAAGAAAAGAAUGUUGAACCUCUGCUUGAGGGUUUGCUAGAGGCUCGUCAGGAUCUACGACCAUUACUCAAUAAGUCCCAAAGUCGCCUGAAAGAUCUUUUAUUUUUGGAUAUUGCCCUUGAUUCUACGGUUAGAACAGCAGUAGAAAGGGCAUAUGAGGAAUUAAAUAAUGCUGGACCUGAGAAAAUAAUGUACUUUAUCUGCUUGGUACUUGAAAACCUUGCACUUUCAUCAGACGACAAUGAAGAUCUCAUCUACUGUUUGAAGGGAUGGAAUCUUGCCUUAAGCAUGUGUAAAGGUAAAGACACUCAGUGGGCAUUGUAUGCAAAGUCAGUCCUUGACAGAACACGCCUUGCACUCACAAAUAAGGCAGAGUCAUACCAGAAAAUUCUUCAGCCAUCGGCUGAAUAUCUUGGAUCAUUACUUGGCGUGGAAAAUUGGGCUGUGGAAAUAUUUACUGAAGAAAUUAUCCGUGCUGGAUCUGCAGCUUCUUUGUCUACUCUUGUAAAUCGACUAGAUCCUGUACUCCGAAAGACUGCUAAUCUUGGAAGUUGGCAGGUUAUUAGCCCAAUUGAAACUGUUGGAUAUGUUGAGGUCGUGGAUGAGUUGCUAGCUGUUCAAAACAAAUCAUAUGAGCGACCUACAAUUUUGAUAGCCAAGAGCGUGAAGGGAGAAGAGGAAAUUCCAGAUGGUACAGUUGCUGUCUUGACACCUGAUAUGCCAGAUGUCCUUUCUCAUGUAUCUGUGCGAGCAAGAAAUAGCAAGGUGUGUUUUGCGACAUGUUUUGAUCCCGAUAUCUUUGCUGACCUCCAAUCAAAUAAAGGAAAGCUCCUGCGCUUAAAGCCUACGUCUGCUGAGGUAGUUUACAGUGAGGUCAAGGAGGGUGAGGAUAUUGAUGACAAAUCAACCGACCUGAAAGAAGAUGGUUCUGUUCCAACUUUAUCUUUGGUCAGAAAGCAGUUCAGUGGUAGAUAUGCUAUCUCAUCUGAAGAAUUCACUGGUGAAAUGGUUGGAGCUAAAUCUCGUAAUAUCUCUUACUUGAAAGGAAAGGUGCCUUCUUGGGUAGGAAUACCUACCUCGGUUGCCAUACCAUUUGGAGUUUUUGAACAUGUUCUCUCUGAUAAGUCAAAUCAGGUUGUGGCUGAGAAGGUCAAUAUUUUGAAAAAGAAGUUAACUGAAGGAGACUUCAGUGCCCUCAAGGAGAUUCGUGAAACAGUUUUAGAGUUGAAUGCACCACCCAAGUUGGUAGAGGAAUUGAAAACUACAAUGAAGGGUUCUGGGAUGCCUUGGCCGGGUGAUGAAGGUGAACAACGCUGGGGACAGGCAUGGAAGGCUAUAAAAAAAGUGUGGGGCUCAAAGUGGAAUGAAAGAGCGUACUUCAGCACAAGAAAAGUAAAACUGGACCACGAUUAUCUUUCCAUGUCCGUCCUUGUACAGGAAGUGAUUAAUGCUGACUAUGCUUUUGUCAUCCACACAACCAAUCCAACCUCUGGAGACUCUUCAGAAAUAUAUACAGAGGUUGUAAAGGGACUAGGUGAAACACUGGUUGGAGCUUAUCCUGGCCGUGCUUUGAGUUUUAUCUGCAAAAAACAUGAUUUGAACUCUCCUCAGGUCUUGGGUUAUCCUAGCAAACCUAUUGGGCUAUUUAUAAGACGGUCAAUAAUUUUCCGGUCUGAUUCCAAUGGUGAAGAUCUUGAAGGUUAUGCUGGUGCUGGUCUUUAUGACAGUGUGCCAAUGGAUGAAGAGGAUAAAGUGGUGCUAGAUUACUCAUCAGAUAAACUGAUGAUUGAUGGCAGUUUUCGCCAGUCAAUCAUGUCAAGCAUUGCCCGUGCAGGACAUGCAAUUGAAGAGUUGUAUGGCACUCCUCAGGACAUUGAAGGUGUCAUCAAGGAUGGAAAAGUCUAUGUUGUCCAGACCAGACCACAAGUGUAGGUCUCUAGACUCAUAACAGAUAAGCCUCACAUCUCAACUACGUUCAUCACCAUAUAGUAUACGACAUUUCAAAUAAAACGCGAGUAGCUUCUUGCGAAAUUGAGAGCUUUGGUUUGUACUUUUAAUGUAACUAUAUAUACAUGAAAAUAAGGAAUAAUGUGCAACUAUAGAAUAAUGUAAAUACAUAAUCAUUUAUUUUUGGCUAAA
Molecule: messenger RNA, 4985 nt
Organism: Trifolium pratense (red clover)
Lineage: Eukaryota; Viridiplantae; Streptophyta; Magnoliopsida; Fabales; Fabaceae
Product: alpha-glucan water dikinase, chloroplastic
Exons: 34
Coding region: 336-4778 (1480 amino acids)
Biological process (GO): phosphorylation
Molecular function (GO): ATP binding; kinase activity
Source: RefSeq, a predicted model, not a curated record